Messenger RNA from Saccoglossus kowalevskii, 552 nucleotides. Its product is annotated as protein PBMUCL2-like. The record is from RefSeq and is a predicted model, not a curated record. NCBI's taxonomy places the organism in Eukaryota, Metazoa, Hemichordata, Enteropneusta, Harrimaniidae.
AUGACGAAUCUACCUGACGUCACAGUGCACAAUGUGACGAAUCUACCCGACGUCACAGUGCACAAUAUGGCGAAUCUACCUGACGUCACAGUGCACAAUGUGACGAAUCUACCCGACGUCACAGUGCACAAUGUGACGAAUCUACCCGACGUCACAGUGCACAAUAUGGCGAAUCUACUUGACGUCACAGUGCACAAUAUGACGAAUCUACCUGACGUCACAGUGCACAAUAUGACGAAUCUACCUGACGUCACAGUGAACAAUAUGACGAAUCUACCUGACGUCGCAGUGCACAAUAUGACGAAUCUACCUGACGUCCCAGUGCACAAUAUGAUGAAUAUACCUGACGUCACAGUGAAAAAUAUGACGAAUCUACCUGACGUCACAGUGCACCGUAUGACGAAUCUACCUGACGUCACAGUGCACAAUUUGACGAAUCUACCUGAUGUCACAGUGCACAAUAUGACGAAUCUACCUGACGUCACAGUGCACAAUAUGACAAAUCUACCUGACGUCACAGUGCACACAGAAAAUACAGUAUUUAUACAGUAA